GCGCUUCCGGCGACGGUGACGUCAGCACAGCGACGCGCAUCUCUGACGUCAGCAUGGCGCCGCUGGUGGUGGCCUGCGACUGGAUCUCGAUCGUGGGGUCGCUGGUGCUGAAGCUGCCGCAGAUCGCGGCCACGCUGCGCUCCGGCUCGGCUCGCGGCCUCAGCCUGCAAAGCCUGCUGCUCGAGCUAACCGGCUUCACCAUCAACUUCUGCUACAACGCCGCGCAUGGCUACCCGCUGUUGAGCUACUUCGAGUACGCGCUGCUGAUCCCGCAGGAUGUGCUGCUGGUGCUGCUGACGCUGCGGCUCAGCGGACAGCUGACGGCCGGCUGGGUGGCGACGCUGGCUGCUGGCCGCGGCCGCCGCCGCCGCGCUGGCCGCCGGUCUUGCUGCCGCUCUCCGUGGCCGCCCUCCUCACCUGCUUCAGUCUGCCGAGGCUGGAGCAGCAAGCUGGUGCAGCUGCGCGCGCUUCUGGUGUCGCGCGACGCCCGCGCGCUCAGCCUGACCACCUGGCUGUUGGCGGCGCUGACGUGCGGCACACGCAUCGUCACCACGCUGGCCGAGACGGGCGACGUCACCAUGCUGACCUGCUUCUGCGUCAACCUGGCACUCAACGUCCUGGUGGUGCUGGCUGUGGUCCGAUUCAGAGACGGGCCGCCCGAAGAGGCCGCGCGGAAGAAGGCCAAAUGAGCGGCCAGCAGGGUAGCGGGGUCGGGGAGACAGGGGGAGGUCGACGGUGAUGGCGGGGAAGGAGGCUGGGCUCUGGGAAGGGGGCGGCGUAGCCUGGUGCUGCGUGCGGUGUUGGGAAGGGUACAACCAGGAGCAGUGCACGCUGCCGGGUGGACGGCCUCUGCAUGGGUGGAAUCAUGCGGCUGGGCAUGGAGUUUGGGCAUGGGUGGAAUCAUGCGGCUAUCGGAGGGAGGUCAACACGCGGUACAGAUCUGAGCGGACCGAGUGGUGUGAAAUUAUUUAUGCGUCGGACUGGUUGGGUGAAGAACGGUGUACUGUGACUACAGGCUGGACACAGGAAAGACCAGAAGGUCGGGGGGGGGGGGGGGGAGGGAGAGGGGGAAGCUCCAAGCAGGGUCGAUGAGACGAGCGAGGAUCAGGGAGACGCAGCGCUUUGUACCGCAGUCUGAUCUCCGUUAUCAUUCUUCGUUACUCCUCCGAAGGACAUAUCACGGGCUUUGGUGGUGCUUUACCGUGCGCUGAAGCAGCUUUUUGUCUCCAUUUCCAGGGACUUGGGUAGCUUGCGAUAGUAUAUCUUCCAAUGCUUUCAGUUAAAACUUGCGAAUUUGCGUGUCAUAUCCAUACGAGUAUGCUGUGGUCUUUUUCUUAUCUUGCGUUCUUCUUCGGCUUAGGGAAAUACAGAUCUCUGUGAAAUACUGUUUCGUGCAAA
Messenger RNA from Pollicipes pollicipes, 1398 nucleotides. RefSeq names its product solute carrier family 66 member 3-like. Lineage: Eukaryota; Metazoa; Arthropoda; Thecostraca; Pollicipedomorpha; Pollicipedidae. The record is from RefSeq and is a predicted model, not a curated record.